Molecule: messenger RNA, 3932 nt
Organism: Macrobrachium nipponense
Lineage: Eukaryota; Metazoa; Arthropoda; Malacostraca; Decapoda; Palaemonidae
Product: glycoprotein-N-acetylgalactosamine 3-beta-galactosyltransferase 1-like
Exons: 7
Coding region: 1109-2221 (370 amino acids)
Cellular component (GO): membrane
Molecular function (GO): N-acetylgalactosaminide beta-1,3-galactosyltransferase activity
Source: RefSeq, a predicted model, not a curated record
GUACAGCUCUCCGGUUUCAUUCAGUCAGUCAGUAUCUCUGAAGAGAACAUCAGUUGUGCGUUGGACAUCUCUUUCACGCCAUUUAAGCGUUCAACUCUCUCACUUAGUAAACAAUUUACGAUAAAAAUCACACUUCUGCCUCUUUUAUUUCCGCGAAAUUGGAUGCACUUCGACUUGGGUCCAAUUACCGGUCUUCUUAAAAAGGCGUCAGUCGGGAAAAGCCCAGUUUAUAUAGUUUCUUUAUACGGGAAUUAUCGCUUAAAUGGAGGGAGUUGAACUCUUUUUAGAGCGCAAUAUCAUUGAAUCUUAUCACCAACUUCUUCCGUCUGUGGCUCCUCCUAUCUUGGCUCUGGCCUGACAGAGAGAGCAUUUCUCGGUAGGGAGCGCUCUGGCAAACAUGGCAGAUAUGAAACAAAAAUAUUCUGUUGACGUCUUCAAGUGAAGGCUGGUAAGCCCAGAAAUGCCCUUUCCAAAUGGAAGACUUCAAUGCCUCAAGUUCAGUGUUAUGAUAUGAAAUCUUCAGUGAAAUACUCCUGAAUUGUUAGAUGUAAUUAUUGAGAUUUGCAAGACAUACUUUACAAAAAAAAGAAAAAAAGCCAAUUGGUAGAGUUGAUGUACCAAAAACGAUAAUUGGAUUAUUAAAUGGAACAAAUCCUGAAUUACUACGGUUUAAAAAAAUUAAUUUGACAAGAAAAAAAAAAAAAGUGUCAGAAUUUGCUGUAAAAAAAAAUUCGCUUAAAAAAUCCUGAAUUACUAAAAUUAAAAAAAAAUAGUUUGAAAAGGAAAAAUAAAAUUAACGAGUGAAAGAUUUUGGUGUCCAGAAAACGCAAUGCAUUAAAAUAAAAUAUCCUGAAUUAUUAAUAUUUAAACAAAACAGUUGAAAAGGAAAAAAAAAAACUUGAAGAUGUGAAAGAUUUCGUUGUAGAAAAAAAAAAGAGAAAAAGGAAAUGUAGCCAUCAGAAGUCACAACCGCUUUUAAUGAAAAUGUGAAAACAAACUGAAUAAUCCUUAAAAAAAAAAAAAAUUAAAGUAGACACCUUAACCAAACGUGUGAGAAGUGAAACUGGUGAUAAUAGUUACCGAUAUCUGAGAAACGUAAGAAUUGCCAAUGAACAUGGCGCCAAUAUCCUGGUCAGGUAUCGUACGAGUCAUGAGGAUGAAGAAGGUGACAGUUGCCAUGUUGGCUGUCUUGGGCUUAAUUGUCGGCGCCCUGACAGUUCACGUUGCUGGAACAGUCUACUUUUACAGCGACUACCUCGUCCUCCUCCUCCCCGACCCGUCCCUGCCUAUCAUGGAACGCCACCCCGAUGGCGCCAAAGUCGGCGCGAACGACCUCCCCGUCGGGAGGCGAGAGAUGAAGGAAGUCAGGGGGAGUCCUGAGACGACUCGGAAAGCUCCCAGGAUCCUCUGCUUGAUCAUCACCUCGCCCGAGUAUCACGACGAGAGGGCCAGUCACGUGGCGGUGACCUGGGCACGUCACUGCACCGAUUCGGUGUUCCUGACGACGAGGCGGGACCUCAGGCUGCCUCGCACCAUCCUCACGCCGGGGGCGUCGUCCUAUCGCCAGCUGUGGGGAAAAGUGAAGCAAGGCUUCGAAUGGGCGUACAACCAUCGCGACGACUACGAUUGGGUCUUCAAGGCUGACGACGACACCUUCGUUGUAAUAGAGAACUUGCAAGCAGCUGUUGCAUCCUUAGACCCAGAUGAACCACAAGCAACAGGGAAUCACCUCUCCACUUGGGACAGGGGUUCGACUUACUUCAACGGGGGAGCUGGGUACGUCCUCAGCAGGGGCGCCGUCAGGAAGCUUGUGGAGGAGGGACUCAGGUCGAGGGCCUGUGACAACAACCUUCACCUGGGCACGAACGAGGACGUCAAUAUGGCGGACUGCCUGGCGUAUUUAGGUGUGGAGUUCCUGGACUCACGUGACCGCCUGAAGCGACAGAGGUUCAACGUUUACCCACCCCAGCAACUGGUUGAUCCCAGGAAAAUCAAUCGCAUUGCUCACUUCUGGCUCAACAAGGUGUCCGUGUUCCCCUACAAAUUCGGUUACUCCGAAAUGAGCGACGAGGUCAUCAGCUUCCACUACGUGGAUGCCCCGACGAUGUACCUCCUCUACUACCUCAUCUACAUCGUCAAUCCCUACAACUCGGACCGCUCGGAUACCUUCCAAAAACUCGAACGGGACACGCGUGAUUACGAGACUAGGACUUUGAGGUGAUGGUGGGCCGUGUGGCUCCCAGAGACACUUGUUUCUGGCGAAAAGGCUACAAUAGACUCUGUGAGCGGUCUUGGAGAGACUAAUUGUUUUGUGAAAGGCUACUAUAGACUCAGUGAGCUGUUUGGAGAGACUAAUGCGUUGGCGAAAAGGCUAUUACUAUUAGACGAAUGUGUAUUGUGAAAGGCUACAAUAGAGUAGACUCGGUGAGUUGCCUUGGAGAGACUAAUGUGUUUGGCGGAAAGACUCUUAGAGACACAGCUUUUUUGGAGAGACCAAUGGCCUAUGAUUUCAUGAAAUUCCGGUCAUAAGUGGCCUCUUUUUAUAUCAGCUGGCUUAGAUAUUCAGUUUUUGGGAGUACGGUCAGGUAGUACAACCACAACCCGGCAAUAUAUAAUUAUCCAGAAUUUACUUAUGAUUUUAGGGAAGUGGAAAUGGUUUCAUUAGAAACAUAUUUAAAGCUAUGUAAAUAGUUACAGGAACAUCGCUCUUCUUAGGUGAAAUACAAGCAGUAUUAUCUUGAAGGCAUUUAUAUGCGUAUAUAACCUCGCACUAGGCAGUAAGACUUAAAUGUGAAAAUUUAGUCUUCACAGUGCAAAGUUAGUUUUAUUAGCCAACGCUGCGAAAAAUGUGUAAAUCAAAGUCUAUAUUUUUGUCCUAGUACUGGAAAAAAAGGUUAACCAUACUAAUGCAAAAAUUUAAGUGUAUUGAUUAAACUUAUGCAAUUUAUUUAAAUGCUUUGAUAAUAGUAUUAAACGGUUCCCGUGUUGAAAUAUAAAAGUGUCAUGAAAUUAGACAAGAGGCCUCCGGAUAUAUCCAAGAAGCCUCAGGAUAUAAACCAAGAACAAAACCCCUUAGAAAAAACUAAGAGGCCUUAGGACAUCGCCUUAAGAAUAUAAACAUGAAGAAACCUUCAGACAUAUACCAGGAGACCUUAGGAUAUACACCAACAGGUCUCGGGACUUAAACCAAGAAGCCUUAGGAUUUAUACUAUGAAGAGACUUAAGGACAAGAGGCCCUAAGAGGAAGCCUUGGGAUUUAUACCAAGAGAUUUAAGGACAAGAGGCCCUAAGAUACGAACCAAAAGGUCUUAGGACACAUACCAAGAACCCUAAGAAUCCCAAGAGGACUUGCUGAACACACCAAGUCCUUAGAACUUUGAAACCAAGAGGACUCCACGACUAAUACAAGACAAUAUAAUGGCACAAACGGCAAACCACUGACGCAGACAGAUAUUUGCCAAUCAUUCCAUCCUUGCGCUGUUGGUUUUUCGUAGCGUGACAAAACCGAACUUUUUAUUACAGAGAACAAAGUGGUGUUGCUGGAUUGCAUGCAGGCAUGCGGCAAUGUUGCAGUGUUCCAUCUUAUCAAAGCGGGUGAAAUAUUGCAUUCCAGAGUCUAGUCGGAUUAAAACAAGGGAAACUUGGUGUCAAAUGAAUUUCUAAGUACGUCUAAGAUCUCUUUUAUUUCUUUCGAGUGAGAUGAUGAUAAGUACGGAUGAAAUCGAAUUCCAUUUUUGAUUCAGAAAGAUAAUUGCAAAUUUUGCAAUUUACGUACCAAAGUGUUUUAAUAGACCCAACGCGACAUCAUGCAAAAUAAAUGUCAAUAUUUUUUCUAGUUAGAAGAGUCUCCCUCUCUCUCAUACACACGUGAACACGAACUCAUCCCUUUCUCUCUCUCUCACCUACACACACAAUUCUCUCUCACACACACA